AUGCCUUAUGUACUCCAAAGUCUGCUUCUACUCCUCGGCCCGACCAUGUUGGCAGCUUCUAUCUAUAUGUCGCUUGGAAGACUUAUCAAAUCCCUCGAAGCCGACUCUUACUCACUGGUCCCGAUCGAAUUUUUGACAAAGACCUUUGUUAUUGGUGAUGUCAUUUCCUUUCUGGCACAGUCCGCGGGAGGAGGUAUGCUGGCCAAAGCCAAGUCCAAGGGUGACCAGAAGAUGGGGCAGAACAUCAUCAUCGUUGGCCUUGCUGUCCAAAUCUACUUCUUCGCAUUCUUUAUGACCAUUCUUCAUAUCUUCUAUCGCCGAAUUACUGCAAACCCGACCAGCAAAAGCCUUUCUUCAACCUCUCCCUGGAAACAAUUUGCCCUCGUUCUCUACGUUGACAGUGGUCUGAUCAUGAUCCGAUCUCUUUUCCGUUUGGUUGAGUACAUCACCGGAUCGAAUGGCGCAUUGCAGUCAACUGAAAUAUAUAUUUAUGUGUUUGACGCUUCGAUGAUCUUCGUCACCGUUGCUCUCUUCAAUCUUGUUCACCCAGGACGAGCGAUAAGAACUCCCAGAGAGCCGGUAGAGACAUUUCAUAUACGCAAUGACUCCGCAAGCAUUCUUCUACAGAACAAGAGCCACUUGUCGCCUUCCAUUGUCCAGCAACCUUUUACCAUGUCCGACCGUCAUCACUAUCGCCAUCUACAAGAACAUCCAAUGGCUCAGCAUCCUCCUCAAAAUCAUACAGGCUCCCUUGACAGGUACAACUACCCCUCCUACUCAAUUUCGCCGGGUCGAUUUCACGGUCAAGCUUGA
Messenger RNA from Fusarium mangiferae, 813 nucleotides. RefSeq lists its product as uncharacterized. Lineage: Eukaryota; Fungi; Ascomycota; Sordariomycetes; Hypocreales; Nectriaceae. The record is from RefSeq and is a predicted model, not a curated record. Bases 1 to 813 code for a protein of 270 amino acids. Gene Ontology annotation, cellular component: membrane. The transcript is spliced from 2 exons.